Cylindrotheca closterium is the source of this 2271-nucleotide messenger RNA. NCBI's taxonomy places the organism in Eukaryota, Bacillariophyta, Bacillariophyceae, Bacillariales, Bacillariaceae. The record is from the annotation of a GenBank genome assembly.
AUGAACCCACGUACACCCUCUCCCCGCAAGCGUGUGUUUCGUACUGCUGGUGGCAGAGACGCGGCAGGUCUUCCUCCUCCGCCUCUGUUUCAAGUUCCAGAAGGCCAAAGUAACUUUGACGAAACAACACUCAACUACAAUGACCUGAGAUUGCAUCGCAAGGGUCCUUCCAAGCCAUCGUCUCGGUAUCCCAAAGGAUGGAAUGAGUCUGUCGAGAGCUGGGAGGAACGCUACGUUCGAUCUCCAACCAGCUUUCCCCAUUCACCAUCGGCUUUCUAUUCUCCGGCACCAUCCAUGAUGACAGCAACUACGGCACCAAUGACUGCGACUCCUACUGAAGUGGAUAUUUCGGUAUACAGCAGCACUACCCAAAACAAUCCAUACUUUAUUCCAAUUACUACCUUGAGCCCCGACGCAGUGCCCUACUGCCAGCCAAUGUCACCACCACCAGCUUAUCUAUCUACUCUUCACGCAAACAGUCGCCACGGAUCUCGAGCGUCCACCCCUACCAGUCAUCACAACAGCACGUCCAAUUAUGAAUACAACAACAACAGUAACAACAGUAACAACAGUAACAAUGCCAAUGCCAAUCCUCCUGGCUUUUCCACUCCUCGUCGAAGUCCCACCAAGCAGCGUCGAGCACCCAAUUCGGCCUCCAGUGUCGGAAGUGCCAUGGACGACCCCAAUCGCAAACAACGCAUCAAAACGGAACUUUGCAUGCAUCACCGCAGAGGCAACGAUUGUCCAUUUGGGGAAAAGUGCACCUAUGCUCAUGGAGAAGAAGAGCUCCAAUUGACCCGAUUGAUGGACAUGCAACGUGCCGGACUCAUUGAAGAUGCCGAAACCUAUCGCACCAAGCCUUGCUGGACCUACGUUGCCACUGGAUCUUGUCCAUUUGGAAGACGUUGUGGUAGCAUUCACGAUCCUCGCACUACUGGCACUGUCUCUUCUUGGCUCCCACACACGGAAACCCAAGGCAACAGCAUGUCCACGGACAUCAAUGUCGAUGGCUUGCACCAAAAGCGCUUGCACUCCAUUCAAUAUGGGAAUCCCUUUGGGGAUCAGUUUUCCAUUGAAUUGGACGAUUUUGCAGAUCUCUACAAAUUGAUCUGCAACAAUACCAGUAGCAACAAGCGUCGGCGCAACAACCUUUCCGAAAUUCACAAGCUAUCCAUGGCACUGCAAAUGCGAGGAGAGGCGGGUUGGAUGUACAAGUAUCGUCCACAGCAUUUUAUUCGUGGUACUCUUUGCAUGGUGCUACAAAAGAGGGCCUUUCGGUUGGAGAAAUCGGGCACGGCACUUCCUAUACCAUUGAACAAGUACAAGGCUGAGCACUCGGGACACAUUCUGGUUCGAGAACUCGCCUUUGGUCCUGAUUCGGAUCCUUCCGUGAGAGGUGUAGCACUUUACUUCAACAUUCCCAAAGAGGAUGUCUCCGAAUGCACACCCCAGCAGGCCAAGCGCUAUCGUUGGAAAAAGAGUUCUGGAGCUCGCGAAAACAACAGGGACAAGCUUUCAAUCUUUGAUAAACAAGAAUGCUUUGUCAUGAUUCGUCCCUUUGAGAAGGAUCCCUUUGAUCUUGCCACAAGAAUCCUCCAACACCGAUUCGAUACGGUCAAGGCGGAACGGCUCUCCGCCUUGAAGCAACGCUUUGCAGUCAUGAAGAAACUCACCAAGGAAAAGGAAGAUCUUCGCGAUACCUUUCAUAUCCACAAGAAAGACUGGAUCAAAUGGAGCUGGCCCGUAUGUUUUGGACGCCAGAAUGUCGACGAGGAUACCUGUGUUCCUUCUGUCGAAGCGGAAUACAUUCCGAUUGUGGAUUCGGGAGCCAUCAUGGAUGACGAUGCAGGGUCCGAAGCGAUCAAGGGAUCUGCCAUUCAGCCACUGUGGGAAUCUUUCGUUGCGCAGGUCAACAAGUUCGAAGAACAGGUCGGAGAGAUUGACGAUGCACCUCGAGUCAAGAAGAAUUUAUUCUCAUCCUUGGACGAUCUUGCUCCUCGGACGGAUGGUACAAGUCGACUUGUUAUUUUCAAGCGCCUGGCAUCGGGGUAUCAAGUAUGCCAGAAUCGAUCUCUCCCACACAUCAAGAGCGCCACGAAGGAUGCAGUUGAAAAUCAGAUACUCGGUCGUCAGAGUGAACGCUGCUGGAAAGCACUCUUGCUGAAGAAGCACGACAACGAGUUCGCCAAAAAUGGCAACGAAUGGGAAGUUGUCCAAGGUCACUUCCAAAAGUCUCGAUCCAACAAAGUCUUGAAGAUCAUCCAAGACUAA